Puccinia graminis f. sp. tritici CRL 75-36-700-3 is the source of this 937-nucleotide messenger RNA. RefSeq lists its product as uncharacterized. Gene Ontology annotation, cellular component: mitochondrion. The record is from RefSeq and is a predicted model, not a curated record. Gene Ontology annotation, biological process: iron incorporation into metallo-sulfur cluster; intracellular iron ion homeostasis. NCBI's taxonomy places the organism in Eukaryota, Fungi, Basidiomycota, Pucciniomycetes, Pucciniales, Pucciniaceae. The coding region runs from base 9 to 626 and encodes 205 amino acids. Gene Ontology annotation, molecular function: ferric iron binding; iron chaperone activity; ferrous iron binding. The transcript is spliced from 4 exons.
GACUUAUCAUGAACCCCUCAAGAUCGAUGACUGGACUACUGACGAGGCGAUGGCUGUCGUGUGCCUCGAACAGCCGGAGACUGGGCGCCGAUUCACCGAGGAAACUCUGGCGGUCAACAAUCACAGGUUAUCAGCUUCAUCCCACUCCGACCGGGUACCACCACCCCUGCAAACAGCCCAUGGACAAUCACAUGAACACGAGAUACUACUCCGUGGACUCCAGCCCUUCACCAUUCACCGUCUCAGACUUAGAUCCUCAAGAAUUCCACCAAAUUUCUGAUCAAACGCUAGAUGAGCUAACCGAGGCACUCGAGCGACUGGUCGAAUCGGACCAUCCAGAAGUCACCGGCUGGGAUGUGGAUUAUUCGAGCGGGGUCAUGAAUUUCUCCAUGGGCCAUCAUGGCACUUACGUGAUUAACAAACAGCCUCCAAAUAAACAAAUAUGGCUAUCUUCACCAUUCUCAGGUCCUAAGCGGUUUGAUUACGAUAAGAGCCGGAAGAGUUGGUUUUACAGUCGAGAAGGAAACGAAUUGAUGGCCUUACUGAGCUCUGAAAUCGACAGUAUCUUGGGCAACCAGUUCUUUUCUCAACUGUUACAUUCCUCUUCGAAUCUCCCACAACAGUAAAAUCAGGACAUUGUCAACAACACCAACAAUAAGCAUAGAGAUGUAGAGUGAGUGAGUGAAAAGAUUGGGGAGAUUAAACACUCAAAAAAAAAACAUCUCAGGGGAUGUGGGAAAAGGGUAGGAAUUUAUUUAAUCCGUUGGAGUGAUUCAGGAAUUCUUGAUUAUCUGAAAAUUCCAAUAUCCUUCUUAAUUCAAUCUGAACACUCUUUGUGGGAAGGAUUCUGUAUAGGCCAAGCUAACUGUACCCAAUCAAAAUAGCUACUCAGGCUUCGUUUAUUUUUAGUUAUCAGUUAUUUUUUGGCCACAUGUUA